Molecule: messenger RNA, 1657 nt
Organism: Striga asiatica
Lineage: Eukaryota; Viridiplantae; Streptophyta; Magnoliopsida; Lamiales; Orobanchaceae
Source: the annotation of a GenBank genome assembly
CAAUACCAAGACAUUUGGGAUGAAAAUCGCGAGGCACUAUAAUUAAAUAAUGCAUGAAACAAAGAUUUUCACAUAAGAAGACAACUGAAACUUGUUAAAAUCCACAACAUCGUCCUCAUAUAGAUACCCGUAUCUUUUACCCUCCCAUCCAAAAUCCAACUUUUUUGAAAAUUUCACAAUGUGAAACUGAAAAACUUGAUCCUACUCAAUGUAUUCAAAUGUCAAUCAAAGCUUAAAAAGGAGGAAAUUUUUGAAAAGGAAAUGCAGUCAACUGACUGUAAUGCCCCUCACGCGUAAAUAGACCAAUCAUGGGGUGCAUUUUCGAAUUUCGAGUUUUCAUGUCCUUCCCUUCGAACUUAUACUCAGGAUUAGUCAAGUAUUACCAUUUUUGUUCUCUCAUUUUGGUUUUGUAUUGAUUAAUUAUGGGCAAUUGGCGGGUCAAUCGGCAUGCAAGAAAGAGAUCGUCUAUGGUGCUUUAUGUGUUGUUUGUGCUAUUAAUGUUGUCGGUGGUACUGUUGAUGCUUCUUGGGCUCGGAAUUCUCUCUCUACCAAUUAGCUCCGGCAAGGACUCGUUGUCGGCCAGAGGUCGUGGUGUAUCUGAGCAAGUUACCUUAGACACAAAUUUGGAUGAUAGGAUGGAAAGUGAAGGGGAGGGAUUGGGGAAAAGAGAAAAUCAGUGGACGGAAGUACUUUCCUGGGAGCCCAGGGCCUUCCUCUAUCAUAAUUUCUUGUCUAAGGAAGAAUGUGUACAUAUGAUAAAUCUUGCCAAACCUCACAUGACAUUAUCGACUGUUGUUGAUGACGAUACCGGAGACAGAGUGAACAGCAGUGUUCGAACGAGCACCGGAAUGUUUUUGGAAAUAGGACAAGAUAGAGUCAUCAGAGAUAUUGAGAAAAGAAUAGCGGAUUACACACAAAUACCUGUAGAACACGGAGAAGGCCUUCAAAUUCUACACUAUGAAGUAGGGCAAAAGUACGAUCCUCAUUGUGACUACUUUGAGGAUGAAUUCAACCUUAAAAAUGGGGGUCAACGCUUAGCCACUGUUCUUAUGUACUUAUCGGAUGUUGAGGAAGGGGGUGAGACAGUGUUUCCUGCUGCCAAAGGUAACUUUAGCUCGAUUCCCAAUUGGGAUAAGAUGUCGGAAUGUGCUAAAGAGGGACUUUUCGUAAAACCGAAAAUGGGAGAUGCAUUGCUUUUCUGGAGUCUAAAACCCGAUGGCAGUGACGACCCGAUGAGCAUGCACGGAGCUUGCCCUGUUAUCCGAGGGAAUAAAUGGUCGUCUACAAAGUGGUUGCAUGUUGAUUUAUAUGAUAAUUCUUAAGCGCAUGCAUCUUUGUGAUAGACAAGGAGACCAAGGUCUUUCCUUGUCAAGAAAUUGUGUAUCUGACAGAAAUAUGAAUUUUAUCUUUUUAGGUACAUAACGGUGAAAAUAUAAUACAAUAAAUAAAAGGAUGUGGAGUGAAAAAUAGGACAUCGUGUCUUGAACUAGUAUGUAGGCCGUGCGAUACAUGAGGAAAAAAAUUUCAUGUAUCAAGCCAUUGAAAUAUUGAUUACAAUAAAAAUAGUUUAAAUAUGAAUAGUAGUUUUUCUUUUAUUUUAUUACAUGUAAUAAUUUAAUAUAUGGUUUAUAUGUUUAUUUCACUCGUUAUAAAAAAG